Molecule: messenger RNA, 5780 nt
Organism: Formica exsecta
Lineage: Eukaryota; Metazoa; Arthropoda; Insecta; Hymenoptera; Formicidae
Product: putative transcription factor SOX-15
Exons: 7
Coding region: 1-1788 (595 amino acids)
Biological process (GO): regulation of DNA-templated transcription; anatomical structure morphogenesis; cell differentiation
Molecular function (GO): RNA polymerase II cis-regulatory region sequence-specific DNA binding; DNA-binding transcription factor activity, RNA polymerase II-specific
Source: RefSeq, a predicted model, not a curated record
AUGUCGAACAUACCGAGCAUGCUGAGCGGUCCGGCGCAGCAGCGGCUGGAGGACAUGCCCUGGCUGGCUUCCGGUCCGUCGUUGGAAUACCAGCAGGGCAUCUCGCCGAUCCCCGCGGGAGUAAAGAUGUGCCAUCCCGGCGGCGGCACUGCCCAGAGGAGCCUCAAGGAGCAACGGAUACGUCGUCCGAUGAACGCGUUCAUGGUCUGGGCAAAGGUCGAGCGCAAGAAGUUGGCCGACGAGAAUCCGGAUCUCCACAACGCCGAUCUCAGCAAGAUGCUGGGAAAGAAAUGGCGAGGACUGACGCCGCAAGACAGAAGGCCCUACGUCGAAGAGGCCGAAAGGCUUCGGGUCAUACAUAUGCAAGAACAUCCGAAUUACAAGUACAGACCGCGGCGUAGGAAGCACGCGAAACGGACACCCGGUGCACCGUCCUCGCCUCCCUCGGCGACCAACACCGCGGGCAACAGGUCCAACCCUACCGGCCCGACGAUUCAUCAUUCCAUGUCCAAGAUGGACAGUUACCAGGGCAUACCUCAAAUCCCGUGGGGUGGCCAUUCCCCGAUCUCAUCCUUAUACCAUCAACAGCAGCAGCAGAGUAUCCAGGAAUACAAGUCGGAAAAUAAUUCGCUUUACGGCAGCCCGUACACGCCCAUCAUUCACACCCCGGACAUAUCUCCGGUGGCGAGUCCCGAGCCUGACGGUGACGGCGGCCAUCUAUCGUCUGCUCAGAAUCCGGAUCCGGAACGAGAUCUGAUGGAAGGUACCUCGAAGCAACACGGAGAUAUGACCGAUCAGAAACGAUACACCUUUAUGAGUAGCGACAAUCAAUUGCACACUGGUCACGCUAGCAAUACUAACGUAUCGUCAUGUCAAAAUUCCGGCGGUUAUACGGAUACUUUAACAUAUAAAAAAUCCGUGGGUUACUUGAAUUUUGAGAGACAAUCUACGAGCAUAGCCGCGGUGGGCAUUGCAAAUGGUAUGAUGGUAUCGUGCAACAAGCUACGCUCCGGUUUUGACAACGUUGGCUCCGUCACGGGCACGUUUUAUCCGCCGGUCGCCUCGCCGCACGAUCAAUCUUUGCAGCAUUACAGCGGCACGCAAUCGUCCAAGAGCGCGACGAACUAUUCGAUGCAGUCCACUGUCGAGAGCAAUUAUAAUCCGGUCCAAUGCGCCGGCAAUCGACAGCAGUCCAUAGGGAUUCGCGGAGCCGAAAGUUGUUCCGGCACAGUGACGCACCGAUACCAAAUGCCGCAUCAUCAGGAAUAUCAGACGGACUCGAGCAGCGCUCAGCAGCACACGAUUCUUGGCGGCCACAUCGAUCCCGGCAUGAGUGCUGAGGAAGAUCAUCAGCAACAGGCAUUACAGUUGGAAAAGUAUUUCAAAUAUUCCCAUCCGACGAGCGUGGCACACUCGAGCCUGUCCUCGCAGAGUAUGUUGGACAGCAAUCAUAACUACGCCAGUGAUCUACGCUAUUACGGGGCACCGUCCCAGUUGGAUAUAUCAAACUCUCAGUGCAUCGUUGACGAUCAACAGAGCAGUAAGGACGCUCGUUGCUCUAACGUCGCGAUCGGUCAUACUAUGGAGCAGUAUCAUCAACAGAAUCUAGAAGUGUCCAAGUAUCCGGAUCAUUCGGCUUCGCAACAACAGCAUCAACAGCCGCAAUCGCAACAGCAGCAGCAGCAGCAGCAGCAGCAGCAGCCUCAAAAUAUGGAACAUGUGCCCAAGGCUGACGACGAUUUCAGUGUUAUACUUGCGGAUGUGCGCAAGACUUGCUACAGUAGCUAGUGUUUCUUCUUUUACGGAUACGUUUUUGGGAUUGAUGGAUUGACAGUUUUGAUGUGAGGACAGUUGUUUUAGAUCGUGAUAGGAAAGGACAAGAAACGCUUGUAAACGUUUUACGUCAUCGUGCUUGGUGCUACCCAAAAUAUAUCGAAACAUUUUUAUCUCGCGAUAGAAGGUAUGUUCUCUUCUUGUCAACUUCAAAAGUAAUAUUUUAAUUCUGAAUCUUUACAAGUGAAAGAUAUUGAUUUGCAACUCGAUUCAUUUAAUUCUGGCAUGGGCAACAUUUAAUUUCGCAGUUUUUAUCUUUUGAAAUUUUAUCUAUCUUUGCAUAUCUCUGUGUGUAUAAAAACAUGAUUUUUCUUAUAGAUUUCAGUUCAACUGAAGUUCAUUCACAUCGAGUCAGUAACAUAUAAUUAUCAUCUGUCGAGCUGAGAUAAAUGAAAUAAUAAAACAAAACUAUAAUAUAAAAUGUUAUAAAUGUAUAAUAUUAAUAAUAUACUUAAUAUAUUGGCCAAUGUCAAUCAUCAAAUUUUUUAAUUACCGUGCAUGUUAUAUUUUAUUUUAUUUGAAUUAUACAAUAAGAUUUCGUUGGAGAAAAAUUUUAAAAAUCGCUGAAAUAAUUAUCUAUAUUUUUAUAUGAACAUAAACAACUUAGAGGAUCUCAUAUAAAACGUAAUGACAGGCUGCUGGUGCACUGCUAAUCUAAUGUAGCAUAAAAAUGCAGAGAGGAUUGUACACUUCUGUAGAUGUCACUUCCGUAGUUCUCCAUUAUCAAAGGUAAUAUAGUAGCAAAGAUAAUAGCGAUAGCGAGAGAUAUUUUAAAUUUAUAUUAUCAAAUUAGAAAAUUUACAUAUCAGAAAAUGUUUUGCGUCAAAAAGUAUUCUCAUAUAUUUUUACUCUGCAAGAUAACAACAUUUAUUUUUAUUAAAAUCAAUUAUCUGAAAAUUUUUUAUCAUCCAAAAAAUCUACUUUUAAUAUAGUGUGUAAUAGAGAUAUUUUUAACAUAAAACUGAAAUGUAUAUGUUCUUGUUGUAUAAAUAAAUUGUUUUCUUCCUCAUCAGGAUGAUAUUUCUAAUGUGCAUAUUGCACAUUAAAUUUAGUAAAAAUAUGAAUGAUGCAAAACAUCUUUGAUGUGUAUAGAGAUGUGUAAAGAAUUUUGGGUUAAACUAAAUUAUUACUAUUAUUAUUUUGCUAUUAAUAAUUAAGAUUAUUAUUAAUGUAUCGUACUUAAUAGAACCAAUUAUGAACGAACAUUUAUCUGCAUAUAUUCUUUUACAAAAGAAUAUCCCUCUACAAAAGAUAUGAUAGAUUUAUUAUCGAAUUUAUCAUUGUUAUAUAUUGUUUAUUGUAUUGUAGCACACAUAUGAUAGAUGUAGCAUAUGUAUGACACGCAUACACAUAUACAUAUAUUAUAUUACAAAGUAUUAUAUGCUCCUCAUAUAUCCACACUUCAAAAUGAGAAAAUUUCCAUCAAGAAAUUUGAUACACGAUAAAUUUACGGUGAAUCUUUUGAAAAACUUUAAUAUUUUUUUGUAUGUGCGAAAUAAUAAUAUAUUGUACAAGGAAAUACAUUUUAAUUAAGCAUGUACCAAAAAUAAUAUUUUACGGGAUAAUAUUGUUUCAAAAUUACGCAUCAUUAAAACACAUUUAUGUGUAUGUAUAUCAAUUCUUUUUAUUAAAUAUAUAUAAAAAAUAUGUGUAUAAGAUACAACAUUACAUGUAAAGCUGAAAUCAUACAUAGUGUAGUAAUACCCAUAAAUUACAUCAAAGGGGGUUGAUACAGAGUGAUUAAACAUUGAUAAAUAUUUUUCAUUUUUCAUAUAUAUACACAUAAUUGUGCUUCUAAUAUCUGAGAAGUUCUCAUAACUCGAGUGUAUAAAACCUUUUUUAUUACACAUACAAACAAAUAUAAUAUAUUUAUAUUAAUUAAAUUACAGGCACAUCAAGAAAGUAAAUAUUAAAUAAAUCAUUAUAAAUAUUUUUUAUAAUCUUUCAUUUAUAUAGAGAAAUUCUCUCUUAUUGCACAUAUCGCCCUUUUCUAUUAUUUAUUAUGCAUAUAAAGUUAUCUAAUUAUUAAGUUAUUAAUUGAAAUUAAUCUUGAAGGCUCUGCUGAAUCUAUAUACAUAUUUCUAUACACAAAUAGUAAUAUUGUUUUAUAUAUUCACAAAUUUAUUCUGUCACAUGUUUUAUGUAUUAAUCCCCAUUGAUUUACACAUAACUAUUUAACAAAAUUGUGCGAUGUUUACAUGUUGCUUUACUAUUGCAAUAUUCGUAUAAAUGAUGCCAACAUCAUCUAAUGCAAAUUAUCAUCCAUAACAUCCAUAGCAGAAUCGAGAUUUUAAUAGCCGAAAUAAAGAAAUAAAAAAUGGAUUUACUAACAAAGUAAAGAUUUUCUCAUUUGAAGAUAUAGUCCCUUAAAAGUUGCUUCUUUAUUUGAAAAUUAUUACGUAACAUUUUUUAACUAUUACUUUGUCACUUAGUAGCUUUUUAAAUUGAUUAGUAAUAAAUUCGAUCAUUAGAAUCUUAUUUGCCUAAUCCCAGCUCUGUUAUCAAUAUCAUGUGUCAUAAAUGUCUCGAUUUAUUGCAUUGUUACGUCUUCUAUUUUCACAUCAUCAUAGUUGCUGUGACUAAAUGACACCAAAUACCGCUAGAUAUUUAUUAUAAAUGUUUCGCAAAUGUCGGAUUACAAGCGUAAGUAUACGUAUGUAUUCUCCCGUAUUUGAACAAUUUCUUUCUUAUUAUAAAUGCAAUGUAUACAAUGUAUAGAUUUUUAUGCUCAGAGAGCAUAAUGGUUUAACCAUUAAACAUUAAAUGGACAGAUUUUGCAGUCUUGUUCACAAUGAUUUACUAAGUAAUAUUCUCUCAUUCAAAUAUGCAAGAACAUUUGUUACAGAUUGUUGAUAUUCAAAGUAUCAAUUAAUAUUAAUACUAAAGUAUAAUUUAAUAAUAUUCUUAUAAAGUCUCGGAUAUACACAUACAUACAAUGCUGCAAAUCUUAUAUUAACUGUACAGUUAUUUCAACUAUUAACACAAGAAUUUAUAUGUACACGCCUAGAUCAUUGUUAGAUAUUUAUCGUUUUAUCGUUAUUGUGUCUCUGCAUAUGUGCCUGCAUAUAAUAUAUACACAAUUAGAACUUAUAAUGUACACAUAUACAAUGUAUAAAUGGCAGCUUUACAAAUCAUGUGUAUAAAACUCUACGUACAAAUUAUCCUCAUAUUCCUGUUUGUUCAGGUAAUCAAACAAAAUAUUUCUAAAUUUUCGAAUGGAUUAUUUGUAACAUAUAAUCAUGAAGAAUAUUCUAGAUUUGCAAAUGAAAAUUAGUGGGUAUUAUUACUGGAAUGGUUUCACUCUCGUCGUAGGUAUAAAUAACAUAAUAAUCGGGAAUGUAUGUUAAAUAAAUUUAAUGAAAGGAAAAACGCAUUUAUAGAAAACUUUUGGAAUAUAUAGUAAUUGAUCACAGAAAACAAUGCUCUAUGUAUGUAUCUUUAUAUGUGGAUAUGAUUUGCAUUUUCUAAACUUUCUAUAGAGAAAGAUUAAUUCUACAAAAGUAGAAUUAGGAAUAAUAUAUUAACAUAUUUUAUUACAAAUGUUGGAAUGUAUUAAACACUAAAAUUCCGAUAUAAUUUGGGCGAAGAAAUUACAAAUAUCCACUCUUGUAGAUAUGGAAAAAUGUUACAAAUAUCCAUUCUUGCAGUAAAAUAUAUAUCUACAUAAUUAUAUAAAUUAUAUAAAUCAUAUAUAAAUUAUAUAAAUUAUGUAUUUGAUAUAAAACUUCCACCAGAGACAAAAUAGAAUAAAAAUUUUAAAUAUUUAAUGACUUUCCCCUUUGACUCAAAUUAAAUAAAAAUUGUCGUAUCUCCUUACCAUAAAUCCUUUUAGAAUAUGGCUUAUAUUUACCGUUAUACAUUUUUUUCCAGAGACCCAGUAUAUAAAUCUAAUAUAUAAUGCAAAAAUAUUUUUGUUUCAUUAGCUUUGGUUUUAAUAAUAAUUAUAU